Molecule: messenger RNA, 1366 nt
Organism: Hemiscyllium ocellatum (epaulette shark)
Lineage: Eukaryota; Metazoa; Chordata; Chondrichthyes; Orectolobiformes; Hemiscylliidae
Product: apolipoprotein D-like
Exons: 6
Coding region: 125-712 (195 amino acids)
Molecular function (GO): pigment binding
Source: RefSeq, a predicted model, not a curated record
UUGCGCGGACUCGCAAUAUAAGGACUGGCUGUGAGUUUGCUCGGCAGAUGCUGGCACCCAGCGGCUGUGGGACUGACCGCCGCUCACUCUCCACAUUGCUCAGGAUUCCUCUCAAGCUGCUACCAUGUGGGGGCCGUUCCUGUCGCUGUUGAUCACUUCCAUUUGUUUAACCAAAAGAGUUCAAGCUGUCCAAUGGGGUAGAUGUGAACAUGUUGAAGUGCAAAAGAAUUUUAGUCUCAAUCAGUAUAUGGGAACAUGGUAUGAAAUUGAGCGACUUUAUAAUGUCACUGAAGACAACAGAUGUAUUUCUGAAACAAUAUCCUCGAGCUACAAUGGGCUAAGAACCAUAUAUGAGCUUAUCACUUUGGUUACGAAGGGUAAUGAGGUGGCUGCACACACUGCAGAAUUAAUUCCACCUGACAAGACAGCCAAAGAUCAAGCAAAACUAAUCUACAGACUUAAACAACUAAUGCAAGAGCCUUUAGAUGAUAAAGCUUUUGAUUACUGGGUGUUAGACACUGACUAUAAAAGUUACUCUCUGGUAUUCUCCUGUGUAUCAUUCCUUGGCAUAACACACACCCAUUAUGCCUGGAUUCUUUCAAGAGAACGACAGCUGUCAGCAAAUACCGCACAGUACCUGCAUGGUGUCCUGGAAAAAUAUAAGAUUAACACUCGUGAUCUUGUGAAAACUAAUCAAGAAAGUUGCACAUAAGAGCUAAUCAGAAUACAUACAAAAGAUUGUAACCUGCGUCAAAAUGCACUUAAUUUUAGUUUACUCCAAUUUAAACUGGAGUUAGCAUAGCUGAAAUGAUAUAUCUGCUGCAGUUGCUGUGUUCGACUAUGAAUUGAGUUAUUUUCAACAAAUGUGCAAGUGUUUGAUGAAAUACUUCCAAUUGUCAAUAUUUAUCCCCUCUGAAAUUCAAAUCAUUGGUGAAAUCUUAAUUGGUCCAGCACUAGAGAACCAUGAGUGCAACUUAAAAUUGGGAUCACAUGUCAUGCCACCAACAUUUGAUCUAAGCAGAGAGAUUGACUAAUUAAUGUGAAUGAACUGAAAGAGGUCACCUGUUGGUGCUUGGUUUUGUACUCAUCAGCCAGAGUUUUCUGAUUGUGACAUUUCAAUCCAUAUUUUCUUCUCCCAAUCAUUUUAUUAUUAGAUAAAAAAAUCAUGGACAGGCAAUAAAUAAGCAGAAAAUAUGAUUUUGAGCUCAAUGACUUUAAUGUUUGACCUCAGAAUUAUAUUUCUGCUAUUCUUAUGUUAUUCAAUUAAAUACUAUGCAAUACUUAGAACUUUGAUUAGUUUGGGGUUGGUACAGUUACUUGGCUUUGUGCACCACAAGAGUAUCAGACAUCUAUUGCACUAAGUGCU